GCUUCCAGGUGGUAACUAUUUUCAUCAGCGGUAGAUCUUUACCUCCUCUUAAAAGAUGACUGCUCAUCUUCCAAGAGCAGCACAUUCAAACAUUACCUCGUGUAAAACUAUCACCCAGACACACCACAUACGCCAGCAGCCAAGCAGCCAGUUAAUGUGAGGGUGCUGUUCGAAACUCCCUCCCUCCAGCUAGAAAAUGUACAGCCCUGAAACCCAGUUCGCAGUUAAACCUGGGCCAAGUCUCAGUGAAGGACCGCUCAUCCUGAAGUCCCGAAUUAUGAAACGCCAUCCCUUUAACAAACGUGACCGAAAUGCGAUGAUUGAAUUUGCACCAGAGGGACAAGAUCCGGUGCACUGUCAUGGACUAGAGGCUACAAAGCACACUAAGCACUAGCCACAGCUUGGUAGGACAAAAUAUGAAAACAAUCAAAUAACACGCCUUCGUUUGCGGACUGCUGAUAAUGAGAAGUUGGUUUCUACUUCUCAGUACUAACGGAGGGAACCUUAACAGGAUUGCACUUGUUUGCAUCGCUUUCAACCCUUGGCAGCUCUCACUGCAGCACUUUCUUUUAAUAUUAUUUUUAUUUUGAAGACCUUCAAGCCAGUGAUAUAUUUGCAAUCGAAGAAGAGCAUGACCCGUCACCCAACAUACACUCUAUCCCGGGAAGUCCCUUAGCAUACGUUAUUGUUUUACAACGGAUGGCAGGCACAUUUGACUGCUGGAAGUAAUGUAUUUUAUUACUAUUCCGAGUUUUUGUAGCAGCACUCAGAGCAAGUAAACAAACUUGUUUCACACGUCCUGUGAAGGACGUUCAAAAACAAAUCUUGUAAUCCCACCACCUUCACCUUCACGGUUCUUAACAGCGUUGUCCCAGUUUGAUAAUGGCAGCCCGCUGCACAUGCUAAAGUCUUACCUACUGGGAGCUGUGAUUCUCAAUUCCGGCUUUUGGGGAUAUACAAUGCAUUUCAGGCGUAGUUUUCGGUUUCUACAAUUAUUCUGAAUGUUUUUUUUUCGGGGUUGUAAUUGGAGAAGACCGAUUUGAACCAGGAACAAGCUAGAAAUGACCACCGAAGUGUAUACCAUAAGCCUUCUGGACAGAAGUGCCAACUUCUCCGGCAAUAGCACAGGUCCUAGCCUUUCGGGAUCCACGUCUAUGGAGGACCUUAUAGUAACAUGCUCAAUUGGCACAAUUUUAUCGUUCAUGUGUGUAAUAGGGGUGACUGGAAACGUUUAUACUUUAAUGGUAAUGUUCCAUUCCAUGAGGUCAGCUGCGUCUAUGUAUAUCUACAUAAUUAACCUUGCGCUGGCUGAUUUGCUUUACCUUCUCACCAUCCCUUUUAUUGUGUGCACUUACUUUAUCCAAGGCUGGUAUUUUGGAGACCUUGGAUGUAGGUUAUUAUUCAGCUUAGACUUUUUGACAAUGCAUGCAAGUAUAUUCACCUUGACUGUUAUGAGCACAGAACGUUAUUUUGCAGUACUUAAACCUCUGGACACUGUUAAGCGUUCCAAAAGCUACAGGAAAGCAGUUGCUGUGCUAAUAUGGGUUGCUUCUCUGCUGCUUACUUUACCUAUGCUAAUCAUGAUUCAGUUGGUAAAGAAGGGAGGAAAAAGUAUUUGUCACCCUACAUGGAGUAGGCUGUCCUAUAAGGUGUACUUGACAUUACUUUUCUGUACUAGCAUUGUUGCCCCAGGGGUCAUAAUUGGGUAUUUGUAUAUUAGAUUGGCAAGAACUUACUGGAUAUCUCAGACAGCAUCCUUUAAGCAGACAAAAAGACUGCCCAAUCAGAAAGUGCUAUAUUUGAUAUUUACAAUAGUUUUGGUCUUCUGGGCUUGUUUCUUACCUUUCUGGAUUUGGCAACUAAUUGACCAACAUUAUGAAUCUUUUCCAGUAUCAUCUAAAGCAAAAAGGAACAUCAAUUAUUUGACCACUUGCUUGACCUAUAGCAACAGUUGCAUUAAUCCAUUUCUGUACACUUUACUGACCAAAAACUACAAGGAAUACCUAAAGAACAGACAGAGGGCAUGGAACAGUAGUGGGUAUUUUAACAGAAGAAGUAGGUCUCAGCGGACAUCUAGGAGAUCAUUGUCUUCAAGUAGCCAGUACUGUACUGAAACAUUUAUGCUUGCUAAUGUCUCAGAGGCAAACAACUCUAUUUAAAGUAAAUUUAGUGCUGUGUCAAACAAAUGACGCAAAACAUGAGUAUCUUUGUCACACUGCAUGCAAAACUUAUUGUAUUGUAAUAAUUUUCAUAAAAAUAGAUGAUGAAGGACUACAUAUAGACAUACCAUUCUAGGUCUGCCAUAUUUUAAAUAUGUUCUCAAAAGACAACAGACUUCAUCCAUAUGAGCACUUUACCUUAUGCACAGCAUUAAUAUUUAGUUAAUUUGGGUCUGACAGCUCUUAUCUUCACUUAGCCUUCAGCUAUCACAGUUCAGAGAGUAUGAUAAUUUCACAAAAAAGACAAGCUUGUUUUAUACUUUUAUAAGGGAUUAUGCUCUAGGAGAUUUGCAUUGUUUUCUCAUUUAUUACAACACAAUGAACAACUUUUACUGUUGUGAAAUAUGACAAAGGUGAAAUAACUAUGGACUUAAAAUUGAUACAUAUGUUGUACAUUUGACAUACCUUGCUAUAUUCUCUGUCAGUCCUGUAAAUGUUAUUAGCACGUAAUAGUAAAUAUACUUGCAUGAAAAAAGAAAAUGUCAUAUAAAGCAUAUGUGAUAACUGACCAAAAUUCAUCUGCUUCUUUUUUUUUAAAACUGCAAGGGAACACUUAAAUGCAGUGUGAACGAAUCUAAUUAAUAAGCAAAAACAUUACCUAUGAACAUAGUUAUAGAGUGAGUAAUAUUCAUGCAAGUGCUGGAAUUUAUUCAGGCUUGUGCAUGAACUGCUUAUAAAUUCAUUCCAUGCAUAAAGGAGCAAAUUGUUUUUUUCAGUUUACAAUGAAAUAAUUCAUCAGAGCAUCAAAUCAAAUACUGUAAGUAUUUUAUCAAUAUGUUCUUGCCCUGGAAAAGUCCAUUAUAUAAGUGCAUUUUGUUUCCAAAUACAGCUAAGGCUGUAUACAGUAGUCCAGUCCAUGUCUUAGUAAUGUUAGUGCAAAUGCUGAUAGAAGCAGAGAAGAGCCCUGUCUGUUAAUCUGUGGUAAUUUUAUACUGUUGUCACUGCCAGUACAACAAUAGACAGUAGUAUUGCAUGUGAAACAUGCAGUCAACAUAACUGCAUUUCCAGCAGUGCAGCACCACCACAAGCACACAUGUGGACUAAGACAGAUAGCUGCAUUAAUGAGCACGGGUACACACACACACACACACACACAAAAUACAAACACACACACACUCCUUUAUAGCAUUUAUUUCUAGAAUGCAGUCCACAUAAGUGCAUUUCAGCAGUGCAGCCCACCCCCUGUUCACACUGACAUACUGGCACAUGCACACAGCUGUAAUUUCAACACAAGCAAAUAUAACUGCAUUUCAGUAUCGUAGGCAUACUACACACAUAAAUACAGACAUACACUCGAAAGUGCACACACGCACACACACACACACACACACACACACACACACACACACACACACACACACACACAGUUAUAGUGUUUAAGAAUUGCCUCAGGAUUUAACAUGGAUCAUUAGAUUUAAGGCUGGCAUUACAUCUUUUUGCUUUUUAAACCUAAACUUAUUAGUUUCCUACUUAUACUGCACUUGCAUUGUAAGUCAGUGGUAAAUAUAGUACCAGUAACAUGUAUAUGAAGAGGUAUGAUUGUAAUGUUUUACAAUGUCUAUGUAUAAGUGUGUAAACAUAUAAAUGUAUGGGUUGCUGAAAACUGAUCAAGAGUUCCAAUUAUUAAAGAGAAAAACAGCAGGAACAGCUGAUCAAAAAUCAGCUGAUUGCAUUUACUGGCUAGAAAUUUACCCUUUCUCUGCUGUAUUGCUAUCUCAGAGUUGAUAUAUAUAACUAACAGGAGAGUGGGAUGGGAGCACAGGGUGCAAAACGUUAAAUUUUUUUUCUGUGUUUUCAUCUGUUGAUCACUUGCCGUUUGAUAGGUUGAUCAGGCUGACAUUUAAAUAUGUGGCACACAUC
Protopterus annectens (West African lungfish) is the source of this 4079-nucleotide messenger RNA. Its product is annotated as urotensin-2 receptor-like. The record is from RefSeq and is a predicted model, not a curated record. NCBI's taxonomy places the organism in Eukaryota, Metazoa, Chordata, Ceratodontiformes, Protopteridae. The transcript has a single exon. Bases 1062 to 2159 code for a protein of 365 amino acids. Gene Ontology annotation, cellular component: membrane. Gene Ontology annotation, biological process: regulation of blood pressure; blood vessel diameter maintenance; neuropeptide signaling pathway. Gene Ontology annotation, molecular function: urotensin II receptor activity.